ACAAACAUGGCGGACUAGUAGUAGUCUUAACUGGAAGUUGUCCUGCAAUUUUCUUCCAGUUUUUACUGCGUAGGACGCUGGUUGCGAUUUAAUUGUGGACAUCCUUCAUCAAAGUUUAAUUUUAAAGUGUUUGUAGACCUCUUGAUUGCUUUAUUUCUGCAUUGGUUGGAGAUCUAACCGCAAUUUUAUUGAAUCUCCCGCGUGCCGUAGAUCAAUGUCUGAACAAAGUGAAACAUAAUCUUUACAAUCAUCGUUUAGAUUAUGUGUUAUUUAUCAUGUCUAUGAGCAGCGAUGAGGUCAACUUUCUAGUUUACAGAUAUCUUCAAGAAUCAGGAUUUCAGCAUUCUGCUUUUACUUUUGGAGUGGAGAGCCAUGUAGACCAAUCAAAUAUUAAUGGAUCCAUUGUACCACCUGGUGCUCUGGUGUCAAUCAUUCAGAAAGGUGUACAGUAUGUUGAGGCGGAGGUGACAUUAAAUGAGGAUGGAACAAUACUUGAUGACGGCAGUGAACUAGAUCAUGUUUCCCUCAUUGAUGCUGUCUUACCAGACAUAGUAACCACAAGACAUACAUUGUUACAUAAUCGAGGGAUGAAACCAGAAAUUGGAAUAAAACUUGAGGAUGGACAUUACACUCAUGUCAAUUCUAUGGGACAUGGUGAGAUGAUGGAGAUCGAUGGCACAGUUAAUGAUGCAGGGAGCAACAAAGCAUUGAUAUUGAAAGGCCAUGAACAUGAGGUGUUUGUGUGCUCUUGGAAUCCCUCUCAGGAUAUACUCGCAUCUGGAUCUGGAGAUGGUACAGCAAGACUGUGGCCAAUAAAUGAGACAGGAAUAGGAACACCUAUCAUUCUACGUCAUCAAUUCAAAGAUUUAGAAAACCAUAAAAAUACAACCAAGGAUAUAACGUGUCUGGAGUGGAAUAAUGAUGGAACUCUGCUAGCCACAGGUUCAUGUGAUGGGCAGGCAAGGAUUUGGUCUCCAGAAGGGGAACUGGUUAAAACACUAGGUGAUUACAAAGGACCAAUAUUUUCCAUCAAAUGGAACAAGAAAGGAAACUAUCUAAUAAGUGCUGGAGUGGAUAAGAGUACUUUUGUUUGGGACUCAAAUAACUGGGAAGUUAAACAGCAAUUUUCUUUCCAUCAAGCCCCCAUACUAGAUGUAGACUGGCAAAACAACACAAGUUUUGCAUCUUGUUCAACCGAUAAAAUCAUACAUGUCUGUAAAAUAGGAGUUGAAAAACCUGUCAAAUCAUUUCAAGGACACACUAGUGAAGUGAAUACAAUUAGAUGGGAUCCAUCAGGGUCUUUCCUAGCAUCAUGUUCAGAUGAUCUAUCAGCUAAGAUAUGGAGCACCAAACAAGAUACCUGGUUGUUUGAUCUCCAAGGUCAUAAAAAAGAAAUAUAUACAGUAACGUGGAGUCCAACAGGACCAACAACAGUGUUUCCUAAUGCACCUCUUCUCUUAGCAAGUGCUUCAUACGACACAACAGUCAAACUAUGGGAGCUGGAGCGUGGCUCCUGUGUUCUUUCUCUCUCCAAACAUCAAGAAGCAGUGCACUCUUUGUCGUUUAGUCCUGAUGGCAGAUACAUUGCAUCAGGGUCUUUUGACAGGGCACUGAAUGUCUGGUCAACACAGACUGGCACGCUAGUUCAUAGUUACCAUGGUAAUGGGGGUGUAUUUGAAGUACAGUGGAGUCCAAGAGGAGAUAAAGUAGCUGCGUGCUUUUCAGACAAUACGCUGUGCGUUUUAGACGUCCGGAAUCUCUGAUGUUUUUAAACCUCAUCCUAUGUACAAAUGUUCCUGGAGAACUUCAAAAGUAACUUUCCAUCACUCAGUCCACCACAGAGAAGUCUAACGCAAGAGAACUCGCAACUGUCAGCUAGUUGUGAUAACUUGAAAAUCCAUGAAAUGCGUCAAUUUACAGAACCAACGGACCAAAAAACCAAUUUUGAUUUUCACUAUCGAAAUAUCGCUACUGUUUGCUUGAUGUUGACUGAGAAAAUUCGAUUUUUUUAAAUUUAUUUUCAAGGGAUGAUACGUAUUUAUAUUUUUGAGUGCUGGCCCCAGCAGAGGACGUAUACCCGAAGAGUUUUCGGCUGUUUUUCCAAAAGGAAAAUAGCAAGAGGGUUCGGAAAGAAGUCGGUAACAUAUCGAUAUCGUGUGACAUUGUAAUGACCGACAACUUUUCCUACAUUAAUUUUAGUCGACUUUAACAAUGAAUAUUUCAACCUCUGUCAUUUUCAUCGUUGUGGAAAGUUUUCUUUAGUUCUGCGCAAGAACGCGUAUUUAUUAAUUCUGAUGAUAAUCUUUUUUAAUAUUUGUUGCCUUAAUACUUAAAUCGCUUCAAACUUCACUUUAACUACUACCAGUUCUCAUUGUGGCUCAUUACGCGAAAGUGAAAAAUCUCUUCCACGUUGUUUGGACCGCUGAAGAGAAAAGCUUUUGGUGUCCAAUCAUUACCUCGAUUGUUAUGUAGUAAACAUUUGUGUUUUUAUCGUGUAUCAUAUCACCAGACAUAUUCUCUUCCGAUGUAAUUAUGUUGAAGAAAUUCUAUCAAUAGGCUGUACUUUUAAAUUACAAAUAUCAACAUUAAAUUUUAAAGUGCAUAACUAAGUAAUAU
Molecule: messenger RNA, 2616 nt
Organism: Pocillopora verrucosa
Lineage: Eukaryota; Metazoa; Cnidaria; Anthozoa; Scleractinia; Pocilloporidae
Product: F-box-like/WD repeat-containing protein TBL1XR1
Biological process (GO): regulation of transcription by RNA polymerase II
Cellular component (GO): histone deacetylase complex
Molecular function (GO): transcription corepressor activity; protein binding
Source: RefSeq, a predicted model, not a curated record